CCAACACCUCCUUUCCAUCUUUCUCAAUGAAUGUUCGUUUGUUUCGAUGCUGGACGAACACGACUAGUGAAACGCAUUCCACGCCUUUCCACUCCAUCAGCUUCGCGUAGCAGAGCAAUCGCGCGAUUUUCCGAUCGUGCCAUGAGCUCGUCUCACCAGCUCUUUUGUCUUCACUACACGUCUUCCGAGCCGCGUGUCACUUGAUGAAGUUCACUGUCAGAUGGCCACUCAUGAGGUAUAUGAUACAGCUCUGCUCUUCUACUUAAGUCCACGAGAGCACUACAUUCGAUUCCUACAAUCAACUAGAUCAACCUUCAGACCAACCUAUACUCACAAGCUUCUCUGGAACCCACUCGCUAAGAUCAUGUCAUAUUCCAACUCCAGGUACGAUUACGGCGACCCACCCCGUCAGCCUCACGGUAUGGCUAUGUUCCCCCCCUCAAGUCGGCGCCAUACCCCUGCAGAUACAUCGUCUUCCCCUCGCUCAGCUUCCGUCCGACGCCCUGCUAGAAAUGCCGAUCUCGCCCAUCGCUUCUGCCGCGCCGGCAUCGAGAUGUGGACGCAGCACAUCCCGCCACAAGUCGCACAGCGCAUCAAAUCAACACCAAACUUCACCUGCCCCAUCUGCCUAGACGACACCCCCAACCCCAUCAUCAACCUGCCCUGCGGCCACACGCUAUGCAAGCGCUGCACGACCGCGCACUACGAGGAGGGUGGUCUGAACGGCGGCGACUGCGUUUGUCCCGUGUGUCGUGGCUCCAUGCAGCGCAUGACCGACUACAAGAACUUCCUCUUCGUGUUUGAUCCCAACAAUCCGAAGUUGAGCGACGCGGACUUCCAGCGCAUGGUUGACGAGAUAGAGCGUGUGAGGGAGCGUGGGCCGAGGAGGGAUGCGCGUGCACCUGCACAUGUUCCUGUUCCGAGCCAUCGUGGCCAAGAGGGUACGAAUAUUCACGGAUACCGUCAGCCGUCUGCUGCUGCUCCUCGUCUGCCGGGUGGCGGUAGUCGCCUUCCGCCUACUUCUAGUUCACGUUCUCAGUAUUACAACAGCGGUUUUACCAGCGCGGGCACUGCGCCUGAGAUGCAAAUGGGCAGACAGACACCGUAUCACUACCAUGUGGAUGAAUCUCGACGCCCUUCUAAUCGUCGCGAGACGGGCAUGUACGCCUUCGAUCUUGCAGAGGACCUCCUCUUCCGCACCUUUCUUCGCGGUUCAAACGAUCAAUUCGAGUCUCGUGGUGGAGGCAUAUUUUGCCUUCUCGAGGGCUUUCCAUUCCCUGAGUUUCCUCGCGACCCGCAUGGUAGGCAGGGCUCUCGCGACUCAUACGGUCAGCAGGGCCCUCGUGGCGGGAAUACCUAUGGCCCCGGCUAUGGACGUUACUAAGCUUUGGUCAUUUUCCUUUUCAUUUCAUCACAUCUCUUUCCUGUCUUGAUCCAUCUUCGGAACUUAUCGGCAUCUACGCGCAGUCCGCAGAGCACUGUCUAUCCGGUGUUCUACGCUCCAAAAUAGCAUUUCCUUUUGACUCUUCUUAGAACAAUAUUUGUAGUGUGCGACGCUGAUUUGGCCGGACUGGACUUUCUGUCUCAUUGUUUUUUUUCCAGCGGUUAAAAUAGGUCAUCAACAAUCAAUAUGUCACUUUCCUUCUGCGUUUCUCCGUGUUCAUCCCAUGCGUUCUCAUAUUCAAUCUCCGACUUUCUUCGCGUACUUUCUUUCUGUCCCAACUAGCCAUAAUCCCAUCGUUUCCCAGU
Molecule: messenger RNA, 1749 nt
Organism: Dothidotthia symphoricarpi CBS 119687
Lineage: Eukaryota; Fungi; Ascomycota; Dothideomycetes; Pleosporales; Dothidotthiaceae
Exons: 1
Coding region: 221-1384 (387 amino acids)
Molecular function (GO): metal ion binding
Source: RefSeq, a predicted model, not a curated record